This is a messenger RNA of Bufo gargarizans (Asiatic toad), 10922 nucleotides long. RefSeq names its product chondroitin sulfate proteoglycan 4 (gene CSPG4). The coding region runs from base 25 to 7218 and encodes 2397 amino acids. The transcript has 10 exons. The record is from RefSeq and is a predicted model, not a curated record. Lineage: Eukaryota; Metazoa; Chordata; Amphibia; Anura; Bufonidae.
GUCUCUGCAGUCAGCAGUAGCUUUAUGAUGGCUGGAGGACACCGUUUGCUGCUUCUGCUUCUUCUGGGGGGAGUUCUUCAAGACAUGGGAUCUGAAGGGCAAAAUACUACAGAAGAACCCAACCUCCAGAGAACUACCAACAUCAGCCUGCAUAUGACAUUUGUCUCCGCUGAGGAUUCUGGUCUCCUAUUCCUUGCAUCUGGAGAAGCCCAGUAUCUGCUAGUAGAGCUGGUCAAUGGGACCAUCAGGGCUCGAAUGAAAAAAGACAAAAGAGAGUCCAUACUGUCCUUUCCAAAAUGGACAGAUCUGAAGAAUAGUGAGAACCACAAAAUAGGUUUACAAGUUACAGAGUCUCAGAUGAUUUUAACACUGGACAACUUGACCCAUAUUUUGGAUCUUUCAUGGCCCCAUCAGAAACUGUUCACAUAUCACAGCAUCUUCCUUGGUGGAGCUGGUGGAAAUAAUACUCCAGAUGAUUUUGAACCAAUUCCUACAUUUCGUGGCUGUAUCAUGGAAGCUAAGUUCGAUAAAAUGGACCUGCUUUCUGGAUCUUUUCCCCAAGUAGAGCUUCAUGGACAAUGGGAAAUUUGUCACUCAGACUUUCAGACUAGUACUACUGGAUCCUUUGGAUUCAUCGGAUCACGUUCAUAUAUAAAGUUUCCAAAUUGGAAUAUGAAACCAUUUGCAUCUAUUGAAAUAACUCUGGAAACCCCUAGACCAGGGCGCGCACCUUUGAUUUACCAACCAGGACUACAAAAAUCGUACUUAUAUGUUGAAAUUGCCGGUGGUCAAAUCCAGGGAGUGUUUGACUCUGGAGUAUCAGCUGUAAAGUUUCAAAACCCAAUAUAUAUUAGUGACAGCCAGAUCCAUACUAUUCAGAUUUCUGUGGACAGUUCCAAUAUACAGUUGACUGUGGAUAAAACUUCCACCCAGAUCUCUCUUAAUAGCAUGCAACAAAAAUGGGAUAUCAAUGGUGAUCUUUAUCUCGGUGGUGUGGAUGACAUCACUUUAGCUAAGAUGCGGGAGGGUCCUCUUGGUAACAUUUUCAUAGAUGAUAUGGAGUAUAAAUCAUUUUCUGGAUGCAUUAUGAACUUGAAGAUUAACUCUAAGAGGAUGGAAAUACAUGACGCCUUGACAAGUAGAGAUAUAAUAGAUGGUUGUCAUGAAUAUGAUGACUAUGGAGAAUAUGAUGACUUCAUCACUACCAUCAUUCCCACAACAGCUCAAACAAUUUUUGAGAGUCUUUAUGACAUUUGCAAGCUGAAACCCAAUACAGCCAAGCCAAAACUUCUUCUCAACCCUAUGCCUUUAGCAGUAGCUAGGGGGCAAUCUGCCUUUCUUGAAUGGAAAAAUGUUCAACCAGCAAUUGACUUGGACAAAGUUGGAUUACGCCAAUCUCAGCUAGUUUUUAGUUUAGUUGGCAACACUCAACAUGGACAAUUGGAACUUGGAAUACCAGGAGGUGAAACAAGAAAAAAAUUUACAUUGCUAGAUAUCAGCAGUCACAGAGUGCGAUACAUCCAUGAUGGGUCAGAGUCAUAUAACGAUCAAUUAAAUCUGGAGAUAUCGUUAGCCAGUGGAAUAAAUGUCCCUGAGUGUCUAAGAAAACCUCAGCAGUUUAAUCUUACAAUAUUUGUUUCUCCUUAUAUUGCUACUCCUCUUAUUCAGUUUCCUAAAGGGAAUACAUUUUGGGUUUUACCAUAUGGACAAAAAGUUUUAACAAUGGAUAUUAUUGAGAUAACAGACUUAGAUACACCAUGUGACUUGCUCACCAUUUAUGUUAUUGGAGAUACCAAACAAGGACAAUUUGAAAUUCAGGGCACGCCUGGAGAAGCUGUUCCUGAAUUCUCUUGCAAGGAUUUUGAAGCAGGUCAAGUGAUUUUUGUGCAUAAGUCUGGACAGGGGGCACAUUUCACAAUACAGGUCAGUGAUGGCACAUCAAGAAGUUCUCCUGAGCUCAUAAAUUUUUUAGUGUUAGAGCCUCUAAUAAAUAUAACUCAGAAUGCACUAGUUGUACACCAGGGAAUGUCUGCAUUAAUUACACCUUCCAACCUCCCUUUGGUCACUAAUGCAGAUAAACUGGGAAUGGAAGUUACCUAUCAACUCCUUGACUACCCCAGGCUAGGUAUGGUACAAACAUUUGUACCUGGAGAAGGCUGGAAGGCAACUGAUACCUUUAAUCAACAUGAUCUAGAAAGAUCUGGCGUAAGAUACCAAAGUGCAGAAUCAGAACUUCGAGGAGAAGAGUUAAGUGAAGACAUGAAAGUUCAACUAAAACUAGGUACACAGGUUGUGACCAAUAACACAUUUCAGGUCAAAGUAAAGAGAUCAACUUUACAGAUGAUGAGGAUGGUUUCUCUAAAGUUAGGAAAGAAACGUGAUGUGAAUCUAACAGACAAAUAUUUGCAAGUAGACACAAGCAUGACUGGUCCUGAGCUAGCAUCUUUUGUAUACUUCAUUGUUCAGUCUCCACGGAAAGGAAAUCUACUGUUAGAUGGAAGGAGGAUAAUGGAAGGAUCCCAUUUUACCCAGGAAGAUGUGAACAAUGGACAUGUCAGCUACGCAGCUACAGUGCGAAAUACUAUGGAGAUGGAGGACCAGGUUCAAUUUCAAGUAUUACAUAACAGUAGAAAUUCUCCAAUCUUUACAUACAAGAUUCUAAUUGGUGUAGAUCCUGAUGCACCACAACUUACUAAUCAACUACUUCAUGUACUAGAAGGUGAAACAGGGUCAAUAACCCAAGAUCACCUUUUCAUAAAAAGCAGCAGAAGCACUAGUUUUAUUUAUGAAGUAAUUGAUGGACCUCAGCAUGGGACUUUAAUCCGAAAAGGAAAUACUCAAUCUGGCCAUGAGGAAGGAGUGACAGAGUUUACAAAUGAUGAUAUUCUUGAUGGCCUUCUUUUUUACAAGCACGAUGGCUCAGAGACCACUGAGGAUGAUAUACCAUUUGUAGUGUUUAGGCAGCUUGAGGGAAGUGCCUCCGAGACCAGUGGAGAAGGAGAGGAUAAAGAAGAGGAAGUAGUGCGAGAUGUUUUCCGUGUAUCUAUUCAGCCUGUUAAUGACAACGCUCCUAAGCAAAUAGUACAUAAAAUAUUCAAUGUAGUUCGUGAUGGACAGAAGUUGUUGACUACCAAUGACAUUGCAUUUUUAGACACAGACUCAGGAACAACAGAUUCACAAAUAGUUCUAGUUAGGUACGGGGUGUCAUUUGGAAGAAUUGUAUUUGUGGAUGAUCCAUCACUUGUAGUUAUGAGAUUCACACAAGAUGAUAUCAGAAGGCACAGAAUUCUCUUUAUACAUAGUGGUCCUGACCAAGGUUCAAUACAAUUACAGGUAUCUGAUGGACUACAUCAUCUUACCACUAUUUUAGAGGUCCACGCAUCUGAACCAUUUAUUAAUAUUUCCAACAUUACUACACUUAAUGUGCUCUUAGGAGGAAAAGGAUCUCUGACAACAACGAAUGUUAACAUAGAGACCAACUUGGACUUGCGUGCAGAUGAUGAAAUAAAAUAUUACAUCAAAACUAAGCCAAGGUGGGGAGACAUUUUAAGGGGUGGAAAACCUACAGAGUCAUUUUCACAGCAGGAUUUAGCAGAUGGACUGGUAGUUUAUCGGCACAGUGGAGAAGGAAGUAACAGGGAUCAUUUCAGGAUUUCAGUUGAGGCCAACCAGGUGGAAGCAGUAGGUGACAUCAAGGUACAAGUAAUCUCUGACUCACCACCUGUGCCUUUGAAAGUGAUAAACAAUGAGAAAGUAUAUGUUUUUCAAGGUGAAGCAGCAGAGAUCAAGAAAGAAUAUCUUUUGGUCUCUGCCGAGGGCAUAUUUCCUGAUAAAAUUGCAUACAGUCUUACAGGUUCUCCAUAUUUUGGCCACUUGGUUUCUGUUAGUGGAGAACUAUCUUCUGAUGGAUCCCCAAGCUUGGACUUUGUAUAUACGUUUACUCAGGAGGAUGUUAACAAGGGAAGGAUCUUGUAUUUGCACUCGUCCACAGACAUGCUCCCUGACCAGAUGAUGCUAGAAGUGUCUGCAGGCGGAACAACUCUAGAGAUAGUGGUUCCCCUUGAGAUAAUAUCUGUCUACAUACCCUUGGAAGCAAAUGAACUGAUGGUGGUGGAGGGUGGGACAACUGCCUUAUCCAACAAUAUUCUUCAAGUCCCCAAUGACUACUACUUGGGUCUCAACUUAGACCUGAUAAUACUUGAAGGUCCAAAAAAUGGGCGUAUUAUAAAUGCAGAGAAAAAUGAUUUACGAGACUUCAGUUGGAAUGAGCUGGAACAAGGGCGAGUAUUUUAUGAACAUGAUGGCAGCGAGACCAGGAACGACAGCGUCACUGUUAUGGCCAAUGCAUCAGAUGUGAACCACCACAGCAAGGCAGUAACAAUCAGUGUUAUUAUCCAGGCUGUAAAUGAUGAGAAGCCACGUGUGGUCACCAAUAAUGGGAUGCAGAUCCUGGAGGGUGACACCGCUGUUAUCACCACUGACGCCCUGCACACUGUUGAUGAUGACUCCGUACCUGAAGACAUUGUAUAUUCUUUUAUCCCACCGUCAAAUGGAGAGAUCAUUGUGAGGGGCUUCCCCGGGAGAGUUUUAAGCUUUUCACAAAGGGAUUUGGAACUGGGAAUGGUGCAGUUCAUGCAUACAGGAGAGCUGGAUGGAGGAUUCCUAUUCAAAGUUUCAGAUGGAGAAAAUGAAUCAGAACAAUUAUUUUUCCACAUCCAAGCAACACCAAUCACAAUCACUAUGGAAUCAUUGCAUAGCCUUGUAGUGUGUCCACGUUCUCUUCAACAAAUCACCAACCAACAUCUGAAUGCAGCGACCAACGAGCAAAAGGGUACUCCGCCUGUACUAGUGUAUCACAUAGAAAAUCCUCCACAGAUUGGUAAAAUAAUACAUGGAGGAAACAGCCAGGUGUUGACUAACUUUACUCAAGAAGAGGUAGAUGCGGGCUUCAUAUUUUAUCAACAUGUUGAGUCACCAAACCCAUUUUGGAGCACUCAAGAUUUAUUUUCAUUCCAUGUACAAUCUCCACGUGCAAGUUCCCAGAAAUAUGUAUUCAAUGUGACGGUGACAUUCCAGAGUUCAUGCCCACAACUGCAUACAAAGCUCUGGAAGAAUACAGGUCUCAGUAUUCAACAGGGUGGUUCUUCAGCAAUAACACUAAACUCCCUUGAUGCUUCAAACCUUCUGGCACAUUCAAGCUUCUCAAAACUCACACGUGAUAUCGUUUUCUUGAUCGUCAGUCUUCCUUCACAUGGUUAUCUCUCCAUCAAUGGUGUAACUCUUAACCCAGAAAAUCCAUAUUUCUUACAGUCUCAUCUGGAAAAUGGAAGUGUUUUCUAUACCAAUAUCAAAUCUGAGAGCCUUGUAGAUAGCUUUAAGUUCAAGGCCCAAAUCAGGCCUAAAUCUAGUUCUUUCCAUGAACUUGGUGAUGUAUUAACCAUAAGAGAAUCCUUUAAUAUAACAGUUACCAGUGCUCCCAUUCUACCUUCUAGUAUAUCUCCACCAAAGUCAAAGAUACAACUAGCAGUGGGCUCAAAUAUUUCACUUACUGAAGACCAUUUAUCUUUAGAUCACUCCCUUGCCUCUCCAGAUAACAUAGUUUACACAAUAUUGGACUUACCACUAGGUGUAUCGGUGGAAACACGUGGAAACCAAUCUACUCAAGUCUUGCAGUUCACGCAAGAAGAUCUUGCCAGGUCAAACCUCAUCCUCUUGGCUAACCAAACUGCAGUUUCAGGAGAAAUCCGAUUUAAUAUUACAGAUGGAGUGCAAACUCCUUUUCUAGGAAAUCUGCCUAUAAAGGUUCUCUCAUCCCAUCAGACUAUUCUCGAAGUCAAACAGGUGCCUGGAAGAUCUAACAUUACAUUAGGACAUAUCUCCCCAACACUCGACAGAAUGGCAAGUACAUAUGUGUAUAAAUUAACAAGGAAGCCAAGUUAUGGCCAGAUUGUAGUUGGCCAGGUGCCAGUAUCAGAGUUUCAAUGGGAUCAGGUAAACAACAAUGAAGUAUCCUAUGAAUUCACCAAUUUCCUGUCCACCCAAGAUGAAUUUGAAUUUGUUGCCAUCUCCCACAUGGAUGAGGAAUAUAUUGGAAAAGUGACAGUACAAGUAUCUGCAACAGUGAAGAUAGGAGACAGACAAAAGUGGCCAAGAGGAUGUACAAUUAAACUAGGGCCUGAAGCUAUCGAUGCAAGUGAACUUGGUACAUAUACAAAGAGCAUUCCACAGUUUAUAGUACUUCGUCAUCCCAGAAAAGGGAGGUUUGUGAGAUUUCCCUAUGAGAGUGGCAGAGGAGACAGGACAAGCACUAAUGUCUUCACACAAGUGGAGCUAGAAAGGGGACUUAUAGGUCUGGAAUUAUGGGAAGAUGACCAGAAUGGAUCUGACAUACAGAGUGACCGGUUCAGUCUACUGGUCAGUGCCGGUCAUGUGCCUCCAGCCAAUGUUACUGUAAGAUUCAACACUGUGCCAUACAAUUCUUCUAAUGCUGACCAUACCAUUCUGCUCAGCGCUCCUGAGACUUUGUCAACCACCACAAAUUCACAAACAUCCAGAACUGUGGAAGCCACACAUGAGAUGUUUGUCACUCAAACACAAACUACAAGUUCGGAGCCCACCACUCUUUUAGAAUCUAUAAGCAAAGAGUCAACAACACAAAUAGAAACAACCACAGACUUAAUUUCAACUGCUAACAAAUUAGUUGCCACAGUAGACAUGGUCUCAGCUACAAAUUCAACACAGACAACAAUUGUGGUACCUACAAGAACUUCUCAAAUGUUAACAAAUUCUACACAUUCUAACACUUUAUCACCAGACCUUUGGAUGUCAUCAGAAUACCUAAGUGAAAUCACUACUCAGGAUCUUACCUUGAACAGUUCAUUGAGCAUAAAUGCAUCCAGUUCUCCUAACCCAGAGGUGGAGGGCACAAUCCUUGGUUUCAUGAACUCACACGUGUACAGCAUUGUACUUCCUGUCUGUCUUGUAUUGCUCUUCAUUUUACUUGGUCUUCUUCUGCUGGCUUACUUUGUGCGUAAGAAAAAGAUGGGAAAGCAUCACAUCCAGAAAGUAGCAACAUCUGCAGCAAAGACUGAGAAUGGAGCUUCAGAAAAGCAAACAUUUCGUCCAACUGAGCCUGAUAGGGAUUUCCCUCUUUGUGAUGUUGGAGAUCAUAGAGGCAAUGGUGCUACUGGACAAACUGGCAGUCAGUACUGGGUAUGAACUCAGAAACAAAAGCUUCCCUGGAUUGGCACUAAACGCGGGACAUUUCCUCCCAACAACACUCAGGAUAGAGAGUGGGAUUACUAACUUAAGUACUCAGCACUUUUCUUGCAUUGUAAGUCUGCUCUAUAAAUCACGAAGAUCUUAAGAUAUUUGUCUUAUAACUGGGACACAAUCUACUGGACUCCAUAUUUUCUACCAAGUCUGUCCUAAAAUGUAACUAGUUUGCCCACAGGCAGCUUCCUGGCAUGUAUACAAUUGAAAAUGUGCAUUUUAUUUUCCUGCAGGGACAUGUAAUAUAUGCUUGAGGACCAUUAGGUAUGUUGAAGAGCUGCAAUAAUGGACCCAACUGUGCAAUACUGAGGCCUCCAUACAAUUUGUUGCAGAGGUUAAACCGGACUAAAAUCUAUGCAUAUCGAUCAGCUUUCCCAACCAAGCUGCUUUUGUAGAAGAAACCUUUCAGCAGAUUGCAGCUGUAUGCUUUUUUUUUUUACUAUUAUACAAAUUUUCUACUUCCUUGCAUCUGUUCCUUCUAAAGCCUCUUCAAAUAUUUUUUCUAAUUUGUUGUGGCAAAGUUCGGGUCUUUUUUCUGUGCUCCAAGUGGGACUAACAGUAUUGCAAGAGUCCAUUUUAGGGGAGACAGGACAACCAGCCAUUGUUUCAGAUUGCGCCAGACACAAUUGUCUUCUACACAAACCUCUUCCUACUGUCAGUGUCACUUUGUGUCAAGGGAUGUGUGUGGCCUAACUGGCUAAGCUGCAGGUUCCAGCAGUAACUGACCAGUGACCAAUUCUCUAGCCCAAAUGCAUUUGAUAUGUAUACAUUUCAACAGCGAUGUGACUGAUUUGGCUGCUCAUAGAUGCAUCCCAAACUUUCUUAGCAAUCGCAAACAAGGACUUUGAGCAGGUAAAAAGGGAACUGUCUAGGGAAAUCCAAUCCAGGACAUGACAGCAAUAGCUUCAGACCAUAUUAUAUGUUAUAACUUUUUGGGGUCUCGGACCAGAACCUGUCACAUACUGCCCCCUUAUUACUAAGAUUGUAAAUGUGUAUGUCUUAAAGGGACACUUCCUCCAGACAGGGGUAUUUAUUUAAACUCAAUUUUAAUAUAAUUUCCUUUUUACAAUUGAAUACAAAAUAUUGUCCUUCUGUAACAGUAAUCUCAGAGAGAUCAACGUUUUCAAUAGGAGAGUUCAGGAAUGUCAUUGUAUGGCUCUGCUGGAAGUACUCUCGUUAAAAUAGUAGGAUGAGUAUUGGAAUGACUAAAAGAAUGAUGUCUAUAUUGCCGGAAUGCUCAACCUGCAAAACUACAACUCCCAGCAUGCCCUAGUAGCUGUAGGCUGUCCAGGCAUGCUGGAAGUUGUAGUUUUGCAACAGCUGGAGGGCCGCAGGUUGGGCAUCCGUGCUCUAUUGUAAUUGAGUCAUCGCCCCUCACUCCUCCAUGGUCUGACUGAUAGUGUGAUUUUCUGCUGUGCUAAAAAUCCAAAGAAGAAGUAAAAGAUUCUGGUAGUGUGUAGCAAAAAGUAUACGUGGAAUGAUUUUAAAAAGUUAUAUCCACCUAUACAAUAUACACAUAAGUUAUUUUGUGAUCCAAAAAAUAUAAUGGAAGUGUCUCUUUAAUAAUGUCUAAGAGUAUCCAUGAACAAAAAGAAAUAAGCUGCAGUAAUCCAGACAUAUCCUACCUUAUUUUGAUGAAUUCAAAUGAUUUUCAAAGAGUUAAAUAUUAAUGACUCAUCCAUUGUAUUGUGAUUUUAAUUCUCUGAUAAGGGACUGAAUGUUCUGUUCCCACCCACAGUAUAGUAAACAUGAUAAAACAGGUUAGCCAGUAUUUCUCUAAGGCCUCAUGCAGACGACCGUUGUUUUGGUCCGCAUCCGAGCCGCAGUUUUUGCGGCUCAAAUGCAGACCCAUUCACUUCAAUGGGGCUGCAAAACAUGCAGACAGUUGCAUCCGUUGCUCCGUUCCGUAGCCCCCCGCAAAAAUUUCAUGUUUGCGGACAAAAAUUGGCAUUUCUACAAUGGGCCAAAGGCACACGGGCGGCUUCCGUUUUUUUGAGGAUCUGCGGUUUGCGGACAGCAAAAAAAUGGAACAGUCGUGUGCAUGAGGCCUAAUGCAUAUGGCGAGUUUUAGAAUGCCGUUACAUGUGCAGGUAUCAGAUUUGUUUUUCUCUGCUCUGACCAAUAUAAAUCGAAACUGGUUUGUGUAAAUGGCCAAGUGAACAGACUGAAUUCUAUCUCGUCUACCUGUCAGGCUUAGGAAUUUGUUCAGACACAAUGAUUUUAUUAUGUAAAUAGCAUCUGAAAGAUAUCGGAAAGACAACUCAUUAUAGCAAAUAGAAAUCAUUUAUUUUAAAGCAAGCAUAAUAGACAAGGAAGAUUAGAACAGGUUCUACCAUAAUAAAAUAUCUGGCCAAUUCCGAUGUACACGUUGGGUAAUAGUCCUGAUGUAUACAUCUGAAUCAGAACUGGUGUGAAAGGAGCCUAAGAAAUGCUGCACACACUCAUCAGCUUUAAAUUUAGUUGUAUGGGUGAUGGUCAGUAAUGCGCACCUAUGGGAGUAUUUAAUAGCAGACAUAAAUCAUUUUUCAGAUGUAUUCGUUUUCUGUUGUCCUCAUUCAUUUACUCACUUCUGGCCUUGGCAGCGUGUGUAACGUGUAUGGCCAAUAUAACAGUAUCUGUAAUUUCCCAUUCGCGGCCAAUUUAUCUUAGAGCAGAGCUCAGCAUGUUCCCUUGCAUCCCAGUCAUGGAUAUUCUAUGAAGCAAAAUACAGCCUCGCCAUGAUACUAUAUAUUGAAAAGUGACAAACUAACUACCUCAAUAUCAAAUCACCCAAAAAAGGAGCUUUAUGGACGGAGAAAAAGUGGAAGACAAAAGUUUAAAGUUUCAGAUUAAGACCUCAUGCAUACAACCGUAUGUAUAAUAAUUUUUUUUGCAGUCCGCAAAACGCGGAUGAGCAAAAUAUGGAUUCUGUCUUCAAUGGGUCAGUGGUCCGCAUUCAGUGUUCGAGAAUAGUACAUGUUCUAUCUUUUUGCGGAACGGAGAUGCGGAAAGCACAUGGAUCAUCAGUGUACUUUCUGCAUCUAUAUGUCCGUUCCACAAAAUGAGGACCAUGGACCAGAGGCCUACACAGAAUAUUUUGCACAGCACUGCUACACAUGUAAGUUUGUUACCAUGUGGAAACACUGUAUUGAGCAGAUGUGUCUGAAAAUAUGUGUCUGUCCACUACUAUGUGAUGACAUGACGUGGGUAGAACUAAACCUUCUUUCCAAAAUCCAAGACUUUCCUCCGAGACAAACAUAAACAUCAAGUAUAAAAGUGAAUUUCAUAUCUUGGGAAUGUGACCUCAUGUAUCAAGACGGACAGUGUUAAUAAAGGAGCCCCAGUUAUAUAAAGCUUUAUGCAAACAAUAAGUGGCCAGGUUAUACGACUGGCCGCUAAGAUGGUACCGACACUGUUGUCUGCCCUUGUAUUGAUACAUAAGGCAAUGAGUAUGUCUAGCUGCUCUACGGUGUUCACCCCUUCAUGCUAAUUUAUUUCCCUUCUUGCAUUUUCAGGGCCUAUCAUCUAGCAGUACGUACGUUAGUUAAGACAAUCACCUAUUUGUCAUCUCAUUUUCUGUAUACGGAUUUGUGAUUUGUAUGCAUUGUAAGCACAUGACAAAACUGUCUCAUUGCUUAUCUACUCCUAUUCCAUUAAAAAAUUAUCUGUGA